Messenger RNA from Ziziphus jujuba (common jujube), 452 nucleotides. Its product is annotated as putative ubiquitin-like-specific protease 1B. The record is from RefSeq and is a predicted model, not a curated record. The coding region runs from base 85 to 396 and encodes 103 amino acids. Gene Ontology annotation, biological process: proteolysis. Gene Ontology annotation, molecular function: cysteine-type peptidase activity. The transcript is spliced from 2 exons. Lineage: Eukaryota; Viridiplantae; Streptophyta; Magnoliopsida; Rosales; Rhamnaceae.
AUCCCUGUCAACAAUGGAGGCGUGCAUUGGUUGGCAGCAUGUGUGGACUUGAAGGCCCGGCAUAUUGAUUUAUACGAUCCAAAUAUGGGAAAUAAAUAUGUCCAGAAUAGAGAGUUGAAGAAUGCGGAAUGCCUUGCGUAUAUGCUGCCUUACCUAUUGAGGGAUGGGGGAUAUUACGGGAAGAAUCCGGACGUGUCUCCCACUUUAGAUCCAUUCACGAUGACCAUGAUCAAAGAUGCACCCCGCCAAGAUAAUGGGGGUGAUUGUGGCGUCUACGCUCUGAAAUUUAUUGAGUACAUGAGUAGUGAGGAGAACCCUUCAUUUGGUCCGCAAGACAUUAUGUUUUUUAGAAAAAAAUAUGCUGUUGAUUUGUACUUUAAUAAACUUUCAAUGUAGAUCGUAUGUUUAAUGUUAUGACGGUCUAUACUAAUGUUAUACUAAUGUUAUCUUAA